AUGUACCAGCCAUGGUCACAGCCAGGCAUAGCGUACGCACCAGUUGGUGGCAAACCGGCCAAUGUUGUGCACGGCUAUCCAGUUCGUCCAGGACACCCAGGCUACCCGCAGCCGAUCCCACAACCGGUGCAGCCUGUUCUGCAGCCGGUCCACCAUGCAGAAAGUCGACCGCACAGACCCAGCACCCAGUUGAGAGAGAUUUCUCUCGAGUACUCCUAUGCUGAACUGUCGGCGUCGACGAGCAACUGGCAUGACUCCCGGCGGCUAGGUUCCGGGUCUUAUGGCUCGGUUUACAAGGGUGAGCUGGAGGAUGGCUCGGAGGUGGCCAUCAAGGCCAUUGACCUCGGCGCCCUGGGUGCUUCGGGCACGGCCCCGGAAAUGGCCGGGUUUGAGGAAGAGGUGCAGAUGCUGAGCAAAUUCCGGCACCCCAACUUGGUGACCCUGCUGGGUUGGGGCAAGCACGACAGCGGCUCUGACAGGAAGCGCUACCUGGUCUACGAGCUCUUGUCGGGCGGGGACUGCUUCCAGCGAUUACAGAAGAGCAAGAAGCCGAGUGCGAACAGCCCCUUCUUGUGGUUUGAGCGGCUCAGCGUCUGCCUGGAUGCAGCCGCAGGUCUGUCCCACAUGCUCAACUCGAAGCCAAAGGCUUUCCACAGGGACAUCAAGUCCGCCAACAUACUUUUAGAUCGUCACGGAACUGCCAAAAUGGCAGACUUCGGCUUGAGCUGCACGUCGAGCCAUGCCAAUUCGCUGCAUGUCACCGUCCGCACGAUCAGCGGCACACCAGGCUACGCGUGCCCGAUCUACUCGCGCACCGGCCGGGUCACCGAGGGCAGCGAGGUCCAUUCCUUGGGGAUGGUGAUGCUGGAGCUCUUGACUGGCCUUGCUCCGGCGACAGCAGAUCCCACCAGGCCCGGUGGCAUCGCCUACCAGGUUGCGGAUGCGAUCGCGCAGCACAGCCCCGGAGCGCUGGAGCGCUGCCUCUGCAGCCUGGAUGCGAACGCGGCUUGGCCGAAGGACUUGGCCAAAGAGAUGGCCGAGCUGGCCUUGCGGGCGGUGCACUCGCAGGAGGAGGAGCGGCCCCGCUUCGUCGAGCUCGUCCGCACCCUCCGCAGGCUCCUGGAGCGAUUUCCCAAGCCCGUUCAGUCUGCGGCAAUGGCAGCACUGCCACCGCCGACGGCACCGGCCGCAUCCCCGACGUCGCCAGAGAACGAGGCGAACCCAAAGGCGCGCGAGGCGAAAGCCCAGGCGGUAAUUGUACACAGCUCGCAAGCUGCUUUCGGCUUGGAAUUUGUUGCCGCUGCGGGUGUCGAUUUGAACACACUGCCUCCCGACGUCCAUCGGCUUUGCCUUGCGGGGACGAUGCUUGACGGUUUGCUGGUGGUACCUGUGGGUCGCUCGCACCAGCAACGAGCCUUUGAGGCUUGGGUGCCAGACCAACGGCAAAACUGUAUAUCGCGAACCGCGUUUGAGAUUGCCUGUGGUACCAAAGGUGAGAAUGCAAUGCUGACAGUUCGUGGAUCGGGCUUGAUUUCGGUGGACGGUAAAGUUGCCCCUCGGGAGACGGGCAUCGCGCUGUCGUCUGGAGCUGAAAUCGCCUUCCAUCAUGGCGCCGACAUGAAUGCCGUGCUGUUGCGGCUCCGAUUUGUACCAGGGGAAAUCCUGUUGGAGAAAGAGAAAGAGCCGGAGAAGGAAGAGAAGGAGAAAGUGGAGCCCAGUUCGCCCCGGCGCGAGCCGAGCUCGCCUUGCCCUCGCAGGGCCGUUCGGGAAGAUCUGGAGCUCAGCCCCUCGCGCGGCAGAGACGCCAGGGACAGAGCUCUGAACAGCUUGGGCAGCUCCGCGGGCACUUGGAUCCUCGCCUGUGUACACGUCGAGGGCCUGAGCCCGGGCCAACUUGCAGACCUGCCCAGCGCGGUGCGGGACAUCCAGGUCCCGAGCACGCUGCUCCCUUUGAUGCUGGGCCGAAUCCACCAGAACCAGUUCGAAGCCCUCGCGAAGGCUGCAGACAAGCCGAAGCUGGGGAACUUCAUUUCCAGGACACAUGGUCAGCUGGAUACAGAUGCCGACGGCCUGUCGCUUUGCGUGACGAACUUGAGCUCCAAUCCGCUUUAUGUUGCGGACGAGCUCGUGGCGCAAAGCCAGACCGUAAAGCUGGCGAGAGGCCAGUUGCUGGGCUUUGCACGACCAGAGCAGGAGUCAGGCAACCACAUCCACUUCCUCAAGUUCAAGGCCAUCUUGGUGGAAGGAGGCCCUGGCCCCACGAGCCCUCUUCGAGGCCAAGAGGCGCCCAACCGUGCCCACGCCGCACACCUGUCUCCGCAGAGAAGUGUGCAGGUGCGUCGCACGGUGGUGGAGGGCGUUGAGGCUCCGCACCUGCUGACGCUGUCGCCGCCGCCGCGGAAAGUGAAUCCCGAUGCGUCGACGUCGCCCAAUCGGGUGAGCCGGAUCGCGCGAGAAAGGAACGACGAAAGGCCAGCGCCAGCGAUUUGCUUGGAGCUUUCUGGUGAUGGAGUCCUUGACGUUCCGGCCAGUGAGCGCAGAAUUGGACCAGUUUCCGUACCGGAUCAGCCGAUGAUCGUGGGCAGGAAACAUCAGCCAGAGCUUCACAAGCGCGCCGUGAACCCGCAGUGCUUGAAGUUCAUGAGCAGGGAUCACUUCAGCAUCUUCUGCGAACACGGGCUGUUCCGAAUCGAGCCGUUGACCUCCAACCCCAUGUGGCGCUUCCGGGUCGGCUUGGAGCCCCUGGAGCUCGAGCAGCAAAAACCUGCCGAGCUUCGGUCAGGAGAUCGCGUUGCGCUUGGCACAGGUAGUGACAACUCGCCAGAGGCAGCCCUUCAGAGCCUUUGCUGGCUCUUCACUGUUGAAGGCGCUGACCCCGCAAAGGUGGAGCCGAUGCUGAGCAUUCCGCGGGCUCGAACGCCACCAUCACCAGGUGGGGCUUUUCCCCGUGUGUCUGAAGACAAGCCGUGGGCCAUCCGCGUCUUGAGGACGCAAGAGACCUCGGCCGGCCUCGACAGCCCCGCCAGCCCAGCACGCGAGCGGCUCCUCUCUGAGAGCGGUGCACCGAAGGCCAAAGCCAAGAGUCGACCUCUCCACUAA
Symbiodinium sp. CCMP2592 is the source of this 3099-nucleotide messenger RNA. The record is from the annotation of a GenBank genome assembly. Lineage: Eukaryota; Dinophyceae; Suessiales; Symbiodiniaceae.